AUGGCCUCUGGAACUGGUAGCACUUCUAUUCGGCCCGGGAACUGGCUACUGGUAGGAUAUUGGCUAAUUGUCGAGCUAGGUGUUGUCCCAGGGGCCAUGGGCCCCGGUUGCUGCUCUCAGCCCAUUGUCGGUUCCCGCCAUGCUCUGAAAGGUGACUACCUUGAAACUGGCCUGGUCUUCCCCAUGAAGCAUCCAUUGUUUGGAGUCAUGUUCCAAGAGGAGAGUAAUUGCCAUUUUCAGAACAUCCAUCUUUGUAAGGAGUUCUUUGGGGAGGGGUUCUUCAAGACGACGUUUUGGAUUGUCUGGUCGACGACAUUCGGCUUCCAACCAUGCCACAGCGUCGCCGAAUUCCGACGAUGUCUGCAUCGUUUCUAUAAUGAUUUUGACGAACUGAAGCAUUGCAGCAUUCUAGACAGAACACGAUUCAACCAUCACGAAUCGAUAGUCGUCCCGAUUACUCACGUUCUCCAACAUGAAGGCGUUGGCUUUCGCUUCCACACGAAGGUAACAGAUAUCGUCACCGAUCCAACCUACGACCAUCGACAUGUAUCAACAAUCAGAUAUAUCGAAAACGGCCCAGAAAAGAUAAUCGAAGUCGGGCAGAAUGAUAUUGUCAUCGUCUCUCUUGGCUCUGUCAUGUCCGGCUCAACAAGGAUCCUGCGUCGUUGGAAUCAAUGGGCGCAGAAAACGACCUCGACGAGAACUGGCUAUUAUGGCUGGAACUGGCGACAAAAGAUGCCAAAUUCGGAAUUCGGAAAUGCGUACAACUUUUGCAUGCGCAUGUCAGAAUCCAGAUUGGAGUCUUUCACUGUCACUCUCCGCAAUCCCACAUUCUUCAACCGCUUCAUCGACCUCACAGACGACGAACCCUAUACUGGCGCAUUAGUGACGUUAAAAGACAGCAACUGGCUCUUCAGCCUGAGUAUCCCCCAUCAACCACUCUUCCCAAACCAACCCGAGCAUGUGCAGGUAUUCUAA
Aspergillus glaucus CBS 516.65 is the source of this 978-nucleotide messenger RNA. RefSeq lists its product as uncharacterized. The transcript is spliced from 3 exons. The coding region runs from base 1 to 978 and encodes 325 amino acids. Gene Ontology annotation, biological process: fatty acid metabolic process. The record is from RefSeq and is a predicted model, not a curated record. Gene Ontology annotation, molecular function: oleate hydratase activity; FAD binding. NCBI's taxonomy places the organism in Eukaryota, Fungi, Ascomycota, Eurotiomycetes, Eurotiales, Aspergillaceae.